UCCUGCUUCCACACCUCCUCAGUGACCAGCUUUUCCUCCUUGAGGGACUCACAUUGGCAGAGCCACAAAGCAGCUGACAUAUUGGCGUGGGUCAGAUGCACCCGAGACCCAUGGACCACAAAGGAGGUGGAGCCUUUAGGCAGGAUCCACAGACUGGCAGCAAUGAAACCGAUAGCCAGAGAGCCCCAGCCUGACAAAAAAUCUGUGCAAAGGCUCCAGGACAAGUCGUCCAGCUUGCAGUUGGCACAGUCAGAGGCCCAGUACCACCUGCGUCAGCAGAGGCUGGAGGCCUAUUUGCAGAACCAGCUCCAGCUGCCACAGGGGAUGGGCGAAACCUUGUAUCCCCCCGGAGAGGAGGAGCACUGGCGCCCACCAUGCCCGGGGCCCAGGACAGAGGACUAUGAGUGCCUGGGGUGCCCGAUCCCCGACAGGGAGCUGGGCCACAUCCAGAGGCACAUCUACUGGGCAGAGCAGGCCCGAGGCCUCAGAGGCAAGCAGCAGCGCUGGGCGGUCCAGGACAUCCCCAGUGAGCUGUGGGCCCCCCAAAGUGCAGCCGCAGAGGGGAAGUGGAAAGUGAUCACGGAGGAGCAGAUGGCGUCCAGGAGAAGCAGCAGGCAGAGGAUGGCCUGGGUGGCCGAGCAGAUCAAGGGGCACCAGGACCGCAUGCUGAGAGGCCGCAGGCUCUCUGAGAAGAGGAGGGCGGAGAGGGAGGCCCUCAGGACCCCCAGCCAGGUGCCUCCUGUGCGCACGCAGCCCGGGGGGAGGAGGAACACCGCCUUCCCCAUCACCCGGCCUUUGUGGACCCCAGGGAUCAAGGUGCCCAGACUGAGGGCCACGUCCCCCGAGGAAGAGUUGCUGGAGUGGCCCUUCCUCAGGAGCCAGGUUGUCCAGUUUCGUGCGUAGUUUCUUUGUUCAGUUUUCUGUCAAUAAACUUGAGUUCUGUUUUGGACAAGGGUGUCCCUUCCAAGGGCUCCAGUGCUGCCAAACCACCUGCGUCCUCUGAUCUGCUUUCUUUUUUUUUUUUUUUUCCUCCAGGGUUAUUGCUGUGCUCAGUGCCUGCACCAUGAAUCCACCACUCCUCGAGGCCAUUUUUCCCCUUUUGUUGCCCUAGUUGUUACAGCCUUGUUGCGGUUAUUAUUGCCAUUGUUGACGUUGCUUUGUUGUUGGAUAGGACAGAGAGAAAUGGAGAGAGGAGGGGAAGACAGAGAGUGGGGAGAUAAAGAUAGACACCUGCAGACCUG
This is a messenger RNA of Erinaceus europaeus (western European hedgehog), 1241 nucleotides long. RefSeq lists its product as uncharacterized. The transcript is spliced from 3 exons. The coding region runs from base 163 to 903 and encodes 246 amino acids. Lineage: Eukaryota; Metazoa; Chordata; Mammalia; Eulipotyphla; Erinaceidae. The record is from RefSeq and is a predicted model, not a curated record.